This is a messenger RNA of Dentiscutata erythropus, 433 nucleotides long. NCBI's taxonomy places the organism in Eukaryota, Fungi, Glomeromycota, Glomeromycetes, Diversisporales, Gigasporaceae. The record is from the annotation of a GenBank genome assembly.
GGCGCCUCGAGUUAUUUCAGAUAAUGUUACUCUUGAACUCGAGCAUUCAAAUCUUACCGAUAUGCCUCAGGUCACUUCAGACAAGAUUUGGGUGCGACGACCCGGACGAGGCCCUUUCUCUUUUACACGCGAAGAAUUGCAGAACAAAGAUGUAAAGGAUUUGGACGAUCUAAAAAAGUUAUUGCUAAUUAGAAUUGGUCAUGACCCAGAAAGAACGCCAACCGAUUGUGUCGCAGUUCGCCAUCCCAAAAAAGAUAACUUAAGAGCUUCCACGCCCAUCAAUGAAUUGUACAAUGAUGAUAAAUCAGCAUUAGAAGUAACGAUUACUAAUGAUCGUGAUACAACUAUUAGGAAACAAGUAUCGGAAGAGGUGAUUGUCGCUGUUUCUGGAAAUGUGACUCAAAGUAAGCAAUCUAUUGUGUAUUUGUCAUAG